CGCUGUUGCCUCAUAGCCGUCAUCGCCAGCGCACGCCGCGUGCUCUCGCCCUCGGUCUGUCUCCCUCGCGCUGCUGCGUUCGUGGCUGCUGCCCCCGGCUGAGCUGCCGCCGUUGCGAGUGGGCGCCUCGUUUUGACUCUGUUUUGACUCGUUGGAGCGUGUGGUGGCGCUGAAGGAACUUUUCUCGAGAGUUUGGUGUUUCUCGGCCCUGAGAAGACAAGCCAGUCGGCCUCACAACUCCAGCAAUGAUGUUCUUCAAUUCCAAUUGUCACAUUGAGCUGGUAUAGCGCAGCACAUAGCAUUGUUCGAAAGCGUCUCUUAAGGUUCCCGCUCCGAGCUCGUCGCCCGUUGCUCGCUGCUGCCUCUCAGGAGACGCUCUUCUGUGACACAUACUUUCCCCCUCCAACUUUCUCACUUUGUCAGUGCUGCUCUCCCACAGAUAAAGUUACAGUCCAGUCUCACACACUAAGGCCCCCUCAGAUCGUCUCUUUCAAACACGCCCCUUCAGUCCCAGAGCACAAGCCUCGCCCAGUCACACCCCGUAGCCAAAUAGCCUCCCCCGAACACUUCAGAAAACCCAACACUCGACCCUCCCCCUCACACAACACCUAAAAUGGAACCGUUCGCGGAGGAGCUUCUGCCCUUCGUCAUCGCGGGCUUUUUCAUAGCCUUCGUGCUGGCCUUCGGUGUGGGAGCCAAUGACGUGGCCAACUCCUUCGGGACUUCGGUGGGCUCCGGAGUUCUCACACUCCGAAAGGCCUGUCUGCUCGCCACUGUGUUCGAAGUGCUCGGAGCCAUCCUCAUAGGAUAUAAAGUGUCGGACACGGUACGGAAAGGAAUCUUGGAUGUUUCCCUCUACAACAACACCGAGAAGGAGCUCAUGCUGGGGUCCCUGGCCGCCCUUGGUGGCAGCGCCAUCUGGAACCUCGUGGCCACCUUCUUCAAGCUCCCGAUCUCCGGCACCCACACCAUCGUCGGCGCCACCGUCGGCUUCUCCCUCUGCGCACGUGGCUUCGACGGCGUCAACUGGACCACCUUCGGAAAGAUCGUUGGAUCAUGGUUCAUUUCUCCUGUUCUCUCCGGCAUCAUGUCCGGCGUCAUCUACCUCCUCCUCAACCACUUCAUCCUGAAGAAGGAGAAGCCCAUGGAACCCGGUCUCAAGGCUCUUCCCUUCAUCUACGGCCUCACCCUCCUCGUCAACGUGUUCUCCGUCGUCCAUGAUGGCCCAAGGAUGCUGCACUUCGAUGUGAUUCCCUGGUGGGGCGCCGUCAUCACCUCCCUCGGCGUCGGAUUCCUCACAGCUCUCUUCGUCCAGUGCAUCAUCGUCCCUCGCCAGCGGAAAGCCAUUGAAGCUGAUCUGGCCAAGGCUGCCUGCAAGCAAGACCACGAAGUCAAGUUCACCUUCGAAUCCGCAGACAGCCUAGAAAUGGCCGAACUGUUGUAUCAUGAAGAUAACAGCCGCUCCCCAACACCGCCGGGCCAAGAACUGUCCGUGAUCGAGAAGGGCGUUUCCCCCACCACGUACACCUUCACCAGCAGCGCCACCGAGACCAACGGCUACAUCCCCGCUGAGACCAAGUCCAACCUGCUGGGCAACGGCCUCAACAACACCUGCCCUUCGUCACAGUCCCUCGGCAUCACCCACAACAGCAGUCAGGUUCCUCUCGUCAAUGCCAACCAAGUCAAGAUCGUCUCCAUGGACGAACUCACCGACAAGAAGGAAGCUGAGACCGACAGGCCCGAGGUGAAGCGCCUCUUCUCGUUCCUGCAGAUCCUGACGGCCACCUUCGGCUCCUUCGCCCACGGCGGCAACGACGUCAGCAAUGCCAUCGGCCCUCUCAUCGCUCUGUGGGCCAUCUACACCGAGGGCUCCGUGGCCCAGCGCUCCCCCACGCCCAUCUACAUCCUCUUGUAUGGCGGCAUUGGCAUCUCCGUGGGUCUGUGGGUGUGGGGUCGCCGUGUGAUCCAGACCAUUGGCGAGGACCUGACCAAGGUGACUGCCUCCUCCGGAUUCACCAUUGAGAUCGGCUCUGCCUUCACCGUCUUGUUGGCCUCCAAGGCUGGCCUCCCCAUCUCCACCACGCACUGCAAGGUUGGCUCCGUCGUCUUCGUGGGCUGGGCCAAGUCCAGCCGACAGGGUGUCGACUGGGGACUCUUCAGGAACAUUGUGAUCGCUUGGGUUGUGACCGUACCUCUAACGGCCGGUAUAUCUGCUCUACUCAUGUUGAUUCUGCAGAUCGCCUUCUUGUAAACAACUCUCAGUUGCUGUGAUACUCCCCAAGGGGGAAGGGGAGAGAGGGAGAGCAGACAUCACCCCUCACGCAUCACCAAAGCCCCCACCAUCACCUCCACGAUCUCUUACGACUGCUUCCUCAUGUCGUGACAUCGAACUCUGGGACGCCCUUGCACUGGACGCCAGUGACGCCAGGUCACUGAAGGGAUCACCCAGUGCAGGUCGCUCCCUCUUCAUCAUUACACAACACACCAGUAUUAAAUAUCUUCCAUUAUUACCCCGCGAGUCAUUCACUUCGGGUACGAACUGUGAGGAGUCGCCAGUCCAGCACUGCGGGCGUGGGUAAUGGGGAGAGAUUGUUGUCCCUCCUUGAUUGCUCUCCCGGCGACCCUGCACACGCUUCCCUGCACACCACCAUCGUUACCAAACAUCUCUAACUGUUGCUGCCCGAGUUCUGUCUCUGAAGCCUCUUCUCCUCGCACGGAAGCAGUAUGACCCCAGAGCUUGAAGUCCGUUACACCCGCUUUAUGUCGAUUGUAACUAUAGUAUAUCUUUAACUUCGUGGAAAUAUUCAGCAGUCCAUUCGUGCACUUUACUCCUAUUCCAGUUGUUAACAUGCACUGAAUAUUAAUGUCGUCUAGGUAGAGACUCGUAAACUUUCUAUGUAUAUAAAUGUCCACAUACGCACUGAUUGUGCAGAAGUCAUGACCGAGGUGCAGCUGCUAUUCCGAGGAUGUCGUCGUUGCGGUCUUUCCAGCCCCGCUCUUGCAGUGAGCGACGUACCAAGAUGUCACCGAAGCACACUGUUGCCAGUCCGAUC
Molecule: messenger RNA, 3053 nt
Organism: Penaeus vannamei (Pacific white shrimp)
Lineage: Eukaryota; Metazoa; Arthropoda; Malacostraca; Decapoda; Penaeidae
Source: RefSeq, a predicted model, not a curated record